AUGGACGUCGAUCAACCUGUCCCGCCGCAACCCUCGUCGCAGCAGGACCCCGCGAACAAGCGCAAACGCGUCAACACGAAUGGCGACGCGGAGGAGAUCAAUACCAACACCAACACGACCAGUGCGCAGCCGCAAGGCAACGCGCUCGCUGUCCCGCCGGUCCCGUAUCCCGCGGACUGGUCUCGCCUCAUGGCGGACACGUCACUGGUCAAGCCCACCCCGGCCGUAGUGCGGAAGUUCGCUGAGUUUUACAACUCGGCGAUUUCACACUACUCGAACGCGAUUCGUCUCCAGACGAAGCGUAUUCGCACCGCGGAGGCUUACGAGGACUCGGUCCGGAAAGGGGAAACCCCGCCCGUCGUGUCCGAGUCAUUGCGCGGUCCCUCCCUCACUAUGCCUCCCGGCCUUGCGAGCGGAGACGAGGACGAGGCUUUUAAAGCCGCGCGCUUGGCGUACAACAUCUCUCUUGCCGAGACUCGCCGUCUCGCGACUGCAUUCAUGACCGCGGGUUACAACGCGAUCAAGAUUGCCGGCGAUCUUUCAAAGCUCGCCCAGUCGCUGCAAGAGAACAUGAUUGUCGACCUUCAGUCGUACGCGUACGAGGUCCUCAAGGCCGCGAACGCACCUAAGACGCUGAUUUGGUCGCCCUUCAUCGACGCUGUCGGGAAGGUGCUCGGCGAGCGCAUGACCAAUCUCCGGAUUGAUUAUGUGACUUCGGAGCGGACUCGCAUUGAGGACAGCACUCGCAAGACUGCUUCCCUCGCGACCGCGACGGCCGAGGCUGAGACGAAGGCGGCUUCCAAGUCCGUCCAAGAGCUCGUCCAAGAGGAACUCGAACUGUACAUCAAACGCAACAAGCUCGAAUUGAAGCGCAAGGAGCCCGACGCCGCCAGCAACUCGCAGGCGAAACCGGCCAAGAAAGCGAAGAACGACUCCGCCGCGCAGAACACGCCCGCGUCGACUUCCAAGUCGAACGGAAACGGAAACGCGCAGGAACCCUCGACCUCGAAGAAUUCGAAGCCUCGGAGGUUCCACUCGGGCGGAGCUGCAGGAAACGGCGGAGGAGGCGGAGGAAACAAGGCGCAAGGCAAGGCGAAGGCGAAGGCGAAAUAA
This is a messenger RNA of Peniophora sp. CBMAI 1063, 1113 nucleotides long. Lineage: Eukaryota; Fungi; Basidiomycota; Agaricomycetes; Russulales; Peniophoraceae. The record is from the annotation of a GenBank genome assembly.